AUGAAGACUCCUCCGCCUCUCGAGCAGACUGCGCUCGACUUUGUUCUGAAAAACUCUGGUGUCGAUGCUUUGGCUGUGGCAAAGCAAGCCAAAUUAGUCACACAAAAGGAUAUCAACCCAACACUGUACGCCCUUGAAAAGGCUGGGCAAAUUGUUCGCCGCGAGACCGGCUCUCGUCCGCUUUGGUAUGGGCCUGAAGUCUAUCCUCCAGCCUCGCCGCGUGUCCCCGUUUCAGCGGUGGCUUCGGCGGCCGCGGCGGUCAGCUCGCCAAUGCCGUCACCGCCACCAACCCCUCCUUCCCAUCGUUCGCCUCGGCGGCCUCAAGCAGCUUUGACUUCCGCGACCUCGACCCUCACGCCAAUCCAGCCCGCGCGGGUUGAUGACCUAGCUCCUGGUGUUGCGACGACUGCGGUUCCUGCAGCGCAUGCGGCGCUUGUUGACAGGGACAUCAACAAACUUCGCGAUAUGAUGACCUCCGACGUGCGGGGUGCUCAGGCAGAGAAACACUGGCAAAGCAAGUACCCUCAGAACCUCAACAACGUCGAGUUACGAACUCUGGCAGACCUCAAACUGCUCGCGAAAGAUCUGAAGCCGCGUGUGACUGGAGUCGGAUGCAAGAAUGACUGCUUGAUCAAGCUAAUCCAGCAGCUUUUUGAACGAGAAGUUCAAAACGGCAACGUGUGGUUCGAGCCAACGAAAACCACGACGCUUGUCAACCUGGGUUCAAAGCAGUUUCCGGGCGACUACGAGUCGUCAGUGGCUCUCCUCAUUGCUAAGACUCUCAAAGAAGAAGCAAAGGCAAACUUUUGGACUAGUCCAAGCACAACCGUCGAAAUCGACAUGAUCACCGAAUGGACGAAAAGCAACGAUGUCGCGUUUAGCUGCACGAUUCAUGAGAUCAAGGCCUCGUGUGCUCCGGCAAAGGUACUGAAGGCUCUCCAGCAAGGUGCUCGCGCCGCUCUGCUUGUCUGGACCGUGGCACAGGCUGUGUAUCGCGUCAAAACAGGUGCAAUCCACAUCAAGGUGAAUUGUUGCUCCUGCGCUGAUGUGGGUCCCGCCACGGACUCGCCUGAGCGGGAAAGGGCUAUCGGUCAGCUUCCGAGCAAACUGUAUCGUCGCCAGACUGAAGGCACAGCUGUCGGAUACAAGAUCGACACACGCUUCACUUACUCUGAUGAGGACACCCGCAAGUUUCUUUCGUCACUUCCAGUGGUUGUUCCGACCGAGCUGACUCUGUCGUUCUCCAUUGAGACUGAUCCAAUUCCUAUGGUGCGGUGACGUGCUCAUCUCGACCCCGACUUGCACUGCUUGACUCGCUCAAGGACACGC
Molecule: messenger RNA, 1329 nt
Organism: Capsaspora owczarzaki ATCC 30864
Lineage: Eukaryota; Filasterea; Ministeriida; Capsasporidae
Exons: 3
Coding region: 1-1278 (425 amino acids)
Molecular function (GO): double-stranded RNA adenosine deaminase activity; RNA binding
Source: RefSeq, a predicted model, not a curated record